Brassica napus (rape) is the source of this 1048-nucleotide messenger RNA. RefSeq lists its product as uncharacterized. The coding region runs from base 192 to 776 and encodes 194 amino acids. The transcript has 2 exons. The record is from RefSeq and is a predicted model, not a curated record. Lineage: Eukaryota; Viridiplantae; Streptophyta; Magnoliopsida; Brassicales; Brassicaceae.
CCACUAUAAAUACUUCCGCCUACAUCUCUCAAAUUUCCUCACAUCCAACUUUAACCAUUUUGCCCUCGUCCUCCUUCGCUAUUUACAGUUGUGCCACUCCGGUUAUGAUAGCUUCCUGUGACCGGCGCCAAUACAAGAACCUCCCGCCACUCCUGGCGUCGUCAGAUUGAAAAGCCGCUGAUUUGUUGAACAUGCCGGUAAACUCGAAGACCGCUAACCGGAAAGGAACCACCGGAGAAACGGAGAAAAAUCGUCGAGGAAAGCUACAGGAGAAAGCGAUGUCGUUUCACGGCAGAGGAACGGUGCCUCAUUCGAACCCAGGAGAGCUUCGAAGACCGAAGACGUUGCCGGAAUUAUUCUCCAGCGGUCGAACCGUCGUCGAACCGGUGUCUUCUAAACCGCCGCGUCUGACGAAACUGCUUCUCAACGUGACGGUUCAAGGGAGUUUGGGAGCUCUGCAGAUUAUAAUUUCGCCGGAAUCCACCGUGGACGAUUUGAUCGACGCCGCGAUUCGUCUUUACGUGAAGGAAGCUCGCCGACCUUUCUUACCGGAAUCUGAACCGGCCCGGUUUGAUCUCCAUUACUCGCAGUUCAGCCUCGAAAGUAUAGGAAGGGAACAGAAGCUGAUCUCGCUUGGGUCUAGGAACUUCUUCUUGUGCGGUCGGAAAGAGAACGGAGGAUUGGUCGGAAGUGGAACGUCGGAAUCUUGUUCGAAGGAAGCAGAGAAAGUGGCGGCGAAAACUGGUUUUCACUGGCUCAAAUUCAUGGGUUUCUAGAAGUUUUUACCAUUUCUAAAUUUAAUUUAAACUUCUAUUUUUAUUUUUUUUCUCUUAUUUUAGGAAAUAAAUAUUGAUUUUAGGAAACUUCGUGUUGCCUUCCUAGAAAGGGCCAAAAGAUAGGGGAUUGUUUGCAUUCUAUUAUGAGUCAAACGUUUUAAAUCUGUGUAUAUUAGUAAUCUAUAUAGAAGAAAUAAAGUCAUUAACUAAGUGGGAUAUAAUGUAUUUUUAUCAAAUUAUAUGCCAAUAAUUGUACCUGAUUUUUUUUUUAA